Messenger RNA from Brassicogethes aeneus, 1343 nucleotides. The record is from the annotation of a GenBank genome assembly. NCBI's taxonomy places the organism in Eukaryota, Metazoa, Arthropoda, Insecta, Coleoptera, Nitidulidae.
AUGAGUGGAGGAUGGAAGGAGGGAGCGAGGGAGGGAGGAAAGCAUGAGGGGGCGAAGGCGCCGGGAGGCGUCGCGUGGCGCCGGCGCUUUGGCGGGGAGACGCGCGUCGUUUUGCGUGGGAACCAGGCGCGGCGCAUCUGGUUCACUGGUUGCAGUCCUGUGACGGGCGGUUCGGCCGAGCCUAUCAGCUCAGCUUCGAUGUCUUGUAGCGUCACAGAGCGGGUGACAGAGAACAGGGGACAAACUACUACAAGUUCUACAAGCACGAGUAGCACUACGGCGGCAGUAUGUAGAUUGCGCGGUACUAGCAAUUCAAAUUUAACAACGUCUCCAAAUUUAAGACCAGGUCCACCUCAAAACGGACCACAAAAUGCACCACAGGGCACGCCAUUACGACCGAAACCUUGUUGUUUGUGGUGUUGUUGUUGUAAAUGCCCAUGUUCAAACCCGAAUAAUCGAACAAAUGGAGGAAAUGGACCUUCUAAGCCACCCAAUGAUAAGGAAAAAUGUGAAUCUACUCCACCGCCCACUUUAGAAGAGAUUAAAAGUUGGGGCAGAUCAUUUGAUAAAUUGAUGAGAAAUCCUGCUGGUAGAGAUAUUUUUCGAGACUUCCUUAGAGGCGAAUACUCGGAAGAAAAUAUAUUAUUUUGGCUUGCUUGUGAGGAACUUAAACGUGAAACCAACUCGGAAGUAAUUGAAGAGAAGGCUAGAACAAUAUAUGAGGAUUAUAUUUCAAUUCUAUCGCCGAAAGAAGUAUCUUUGGAUUCGCGUGUUCGAGAAAUAGUGAAUCGGAAUAUGGUUGAACCAACGCCGGAAACGUUCGAAGAAGCGCAGCUACAAAUCUAUACCUUAAUGCAUCGGGACAGUUAUCCGCGUUUUGUGAAUUCCCCCAUGUAUCGUGCUUUAUCGCAAUCGCAAUCGCAAACGCAACAAACGGAAGCGCCGUCAGGUGGUGUAACGACCACGGCGAUAAUCUCGACGCCGGAUCGAGAACGAAGUCGGGAUCAAGACGGUUAAACGGAUGAACGUUGAACAGCCAAAGCGACUCAAACAAGGCGGCCUAACUGAGACUCGACAGUCGACAAUAACUCGGAGCUCGUCGAUCGACAAAAGGACGAUCGAAAAGCCGAUUUCUUCGGAUCAUUCCUCGCACAGUGGAACAUGAGCUGCGCAAACGGACGUAUAACUAGCUAAAUAUAGCGCAGCGCAUUUGCGGAAUGCUCACUUCUGAGCGUUCAAACAGUUCAAAUAAAACUUAUACCUAAUAAUAAUAGUAAUAAUAUUAAUAAUAAUAAUGAAUAUAAUAAUAAUAUUAAUAAUAAAAAGGACGCAGUGAGAUGUGU